Molecule: messenger RNA, 1341 nt
Organism: Cucumis sativus (cucumber)
Lineage: Eukaryota; Viridiplantae; Streptophyta; Magnoliopsida; Cucurbitales; Cucurbitaceae
Product: putative UDP-glucose flavonoid 3-O-glucosyltransferase 3
Exons: 1
Coding region: 39-614 (191 amino acids)
Source: RefSeq, a predicted model, not a curated record
AUCUUGCUGGUUUUGUGUUGGAUAUAUUCUGUUCAACCAUGAUUGAUGUAGCUAAUGAGUUUGAGGUUCCUUCUUAUGGGUAUUAUUACACUUCUGGUGCUGGCAAUCUUGCUUUUACGAUUCUUCUUGAACAACUUUACACACAAAAUAAUAGUAGUAAUGUUAAGAUGAGUUCAUCAUGGUUAGUUAAUCAAGUUCCAAGUAAAGUCAUUUCUGGUCUCUACCUUAUUAACGAAGUUGCUGUUUGGAUUCAUGCACAAACUAAAAGACUUAGAACUGAAAUGAAAGGUAUUCUCAUCAAUACAUUUGAGGAGUUGGAAUCACAUGUGAUAUAUUCUUUGUCUACUGACUCCUCUUUGCAACUUCCACCUUUGUAUUCUGUUGGACCUGUUUUACACUUGAAAAAGAAUAUUGAGACUAUGGAUCGUGUAGAUGUGUUGAAGUGGCUUGAUGACCAACCUCCACCAUCGGUUGUGUUUUUGUGCUUUGGAAGUCGAGGAAGCUUCGAGAAGGACCAAGUGGAGGAGAUUGGACGAGCACUGUUUCAUUUGGUCCCUCCGCCAACCGUUGGAACAAAAUGGGAUGAAAACAGCAAUAGACUAUACAAACUUUGAAGACAUCUUACCCGAGGGGUUUCUCGACCGAACCAAAAAUGUUGGUAGAGUCAUCAGUUGGGCACCACAAGUGGAGAUAUUAGCCCAUCCCGCCACAGGUAAGGGUUCAAAUAUCUGUCAAUACAUCCCAAAAUGAAGAAUAACUAAAGUAAUGUAUGCUAGAAAAGUUUUGUGGUAAAAUAAUAAAAGAAAAAGAAUACUUGUGUCAUCAUGAACCAAAAAAGAAGGCACACAUAGCUUAAUUUCGAGACCAUGGUUGGAGUAACUUUAAAUUAUAAUCAAUAGACAUAGUUUGUCGAAAGAAUUUUCAUAGAGAAAGCUCAAGAAUAUUAAGUAUAGUAGAGGUGAUUUUAGAGUGGUUUAAACAGGAAUAGUAACUGCCAUUUCAAUUUACUAAAGUACGUAAAAUGAAUAGUAACUCUCUAAAGUAAGAAAAGUUGGAUCCAAUCUCCAUAGAGCAAAUGAGCAGAAGCAACACGUGAUUAAAAGAGUGUAUUGAUCUUACCACAUUCAUAUAUUCUGCUCAUUCAAGAGCCACACAUAUUUGGUCCCAACCUUAUCUUUGAUAUUAUAUAAACAACAACACUUUCCUUCCCCAUCUACCAUUGCUUAACAAUUCUCUGUAAAUUUGUAAGUAGUUCAUUACCAGAUCAAGAUCUUUGAGCUCAUUUUCAUAUCUGCCCCUUGGAAUUGGUCACCUUGCAUUCACCAUCAAAAUGGCCAACUG